Phytomonas sp. Hart1 is the source of this 1989-nucleotide messenger RNA. NCBI's taxonomy places the organism in Eukaryota, Euglenozoa, Kinetoplastea, Trypanosomatida, Trypanosomatidae. The record is from the annotation of a GenBank genome assembly.
AUGACGAAGGAGAAAUUGAAGUUUAAGAUAUCAGGUAAGAAUGUUGUCUACGAAGGUAAACCUGAAACUCGCGUCAAGGAUUUGAUGGAUAUUCUGGCAAAGAUGGGGGUAAAUGACGACAUUGUGAUUCCAACCUUUCGCGAGAAUAUCAAGGACGAGCGAAAGUACACCGAUGAGCAGAUCAAGGAUCUUUACAAAUCUGCCGUUCAGGCGCGCCUAAAGAAAAAGGGAAAACCUUCUGAGGGCAGCGCCGGUUUGAGUAAAAGCAACCCUACUAUGAAAGAGGGUGGUAAAAUGCAGAUCACACUCAACUAUAAAGGGAAAGCAUUCUCCUAUGAGGGCUUACUCAGUGGCAAGCGUAACGCCCUCAUUCAACUUCUUGCAAAGCAAAACGAUAUAAACCCGACAGCGGCGGUAGAAGCGUUUCGCCAGAAUAUCAAGGACGGGGAAGAUUGGACGGAUGAGCAGAUCUGGGGUAUGAUAACCGAGCGCAUCCAAUCUCGUCAGGCACAGAAUACCUCCCUUAAUAAAUCUGAAGUGCCACCUUCAGACACCAAGGAAAAUUUAUCCAGUGGAUACUAUGCGAUUGAGGAAUUGGUUGGCAUGUCAUUAAAAGAAAAGGAGGACCUUAACAAUUUCAUCAAACAGGUGCUUCAGGAGCCGCCGAGCAACGUUUCCAACCUCAUUUCAAAUGACCCGCAACUUGGGGGUGAGCACGGCGACAUCGACUAUCCUGCCAUGUCACGAAAUGCAGGGAAAUUUCCGGUAUACUGUCAAGAGUCUGACACCUCCAUGAAGAAACUCGUCUAUAUCACCCCUGAUAUGCCAUUUGAGGAAUUUAGCAGCAUUGUAGAAAAGAAAUUCGGCUACAAAGUGUCCCUUUCUUUUAUGGAGGGUGACGACUUGAUUAUUCUUGAUGAUGACGACGUGUUGUCCAUGUUUUUGGAAAUGCAUAUGAAUGGAAGUAAGCUCAAUCUGAUCGUUUCCAAACAACUUCAGCGCCGAAACAGCGACUUGUGCUCCAAGGAGAUGCCAAUGUCAUCGAAUGCAGCAUUUUCAUCCAGCUCGGAACCCGAGUUCUCUAACGGCGAGCUCAGCAUCCAAAAUGUGAGCACUUUCACAGGGCACACUCUCGCGGUUUACUGCUGUAGCUUUUCUCCAGACGGCGGGAAGUUUGUAUCCUGCAGCCGAGACCGCUCUGUCCGUGUGUGGAACAUGAGCGAUAAGAAAAACACCGUGAUGAAAGGUGGCCACAACGGCUACGUUCUUUCCUGCAAUUAUUCACCAAAGGGGAAUCUCGUGGUGUCCUCUGCCGACGAUCGCUCAAUCAAGCUGUGGAACACAAAAUCGAAUUCUAAGUUGAGCACUCUAAAAGGGCACGAAGAUAAAGUGUAUUGUGUCCAGUUCAACCCAACAGGUGAAUACAUUGUAUCUGGAAGUUGUGAUAACACUGUUCGUGUGUGGCGUGUGGAUUCUGCUUCGAAAAUCGCCGUGUUGAAGGGGCACUCACUAUCGGUGUUUUCAUGCGCCUUCAACAAUACUGGCAUCGGCAAGUAUGUAGUUUCGGGUAGCGAUGAUCAUUUGGUGAAAAUUUGGGAUUGGGAGGAACGCAAGGAAGUUCGAACUCUCGUUGGACAUGUUGGAACGGUGUGGUCGGUGAGAUUCUCCAAUAGCGAUGCCUACAUCGUUAGCACUUCCAUGGACCACGAGCUGAAAUUGUGGGUCUCCGGUACGGGGUCCUGCGUUCGCACCUUUGCCGCCCACAAGGCUCCGAUUCACCAUGCCAUCUUUUCUGAGGAUGACAAAUAUUUAUUUUCAUGUGCGCGGGACUGUGUAGUCAAGGCGUGGCGUGUUGACAAUGGUGAGCAUGUCGCAACAGUUACGGGUCAUCUUAAUACGGUCUAUCAUAUCGAUAUUAAGGGCAAUAAAAUGCUUACAGCUUCUUUGGAUAACACUUUGAAGCUCUGGACUAUCGAAUCAAAGAAUUGA